CAUAAUUCAUCGUUUGUCGCUAGCGAACAGUCAAGUUUAUUUGUUAAAAAAAUUGUUAAUUACAACGUAGGUUGAAAACAGCUCAAUUCUGGAGAGUAAGAAACAUAAAAUUUAGGCCGGACUUUUGGAUUUCAGUAUCUUUGGGUACUGUUAACGACUUGCUACGAAUAAAGGACAUUCUACUAAACAAUUGAUACCUUCGAGGAUUUUAAAAAAACGAUUUAAAAUUAUCUGUUUUUGUGUUAAUACAUCAUAAAUUUUUAUUAUCUAUAUAACUUUUACGUUUAACGUGAUCCACGAUUAAAAUCUGCAUAUACCAGCAACGUUUCAUAACAAAAUAGAAAAGUGACGAGAAAAGGGUAAAAGUUUAAUCAAAGAAAGCAGGAUCUUAAGGAAAAGUAAAAAGAAGACGUCAUUCAACCAAUUAUGGAGGAUCCAACAAUUGUAGAGUCAACUUCUACAGCAACACCUGCAGGUGCUCCAGCUUAUAGUUAUGAUGACUUGUUUCCAGCAUUACCUGAGAGUGCAACACCCAAAUUUACGGCGCCAACUAACAACAAGAUGCGUAUUGGCAGUUCUGUUAUAACUCAGGUGUUUUAUGUUCCAUCGACUGAAAGAAAGUUUGAAAAUGAUAAGUUUGGUGAAGGCGAAUCAUUACGAUCAUGUCAAACUAUUAUGAAAGAGACUGGAGCUCAUAUUGAAAUAACAAGUGGAAAAGAUCAAUCACUCACUUUUCUCAUCACUGGCAAAGCAUCGGAAGUUGUUGAAGCUCGUCGUAAGAUAUUGAUUCACUUUCAAACGCAAGCAAGUAAGCAGAUUUCAAUUCCACGUGAUCAUCAUCGUUGGAUUUUGGGAAAGAAAGGAGAAAAGUUGCGUGAAUUGGAAAAGAUGACAGGCACAAAGAUCAGUGUGCCGAGUAUCAGCGAGGAAAAAGAUGUCAUAACAAUUCAAGGAACGAAAGAGGGAAUUGAAAAAGCUGAACAUGAAAUUCGUACAACAAGUGACGAGCAAUCACGUAAAGCAUUUGAACGUAUUACGAUCCCAAAAAUUUAUCAUCCAUUCAUCAAUGGACCCAACAACGAAUAUGCGCAAAAGCUCGCUGACGAAACUAGUUGUCGCAUCAACAUCCCACCGCAAUCGGUCAUGAAAGAUGAAAUCAUUAUAACAGGUGAAACUGAAGGCGUUCAAGUAGCGAAAACUCGCAUUCUUGCCAUAUUCAAAGACAUGGAAAAGAAAUGCACGAGUGUCGGUGUUGAAGUUCCUCGAGCUCAACAUAAAUAUGUCAUUGGACCUCGUGGCAGUACAAUCCAAGAGAUUUUAAGAAUCACUGGAGUUUCAGUUGAGAUGCCAGCAAGUGAUGCUGCCACUGACACAAUCAUUCUUCGUGGGCCACAUGAUAAGCUUGGAAAUGCUUUGGCAACUGUCUAUGAGAAAGCAAAUUCCGUUCAAUCGCGAACACUUGAAGCGCCAGCAUGGAUUCAUAAAUAUAUCAUUGGUCGUAAAGGUGCAAGCAUUAAAGAGUUGACGUCAUCAUUUCCUAAUGUUCAUGUUGAAUUCAAUGAAGAAAAGAUUAAGAUUGAAGGUCCACCAGAUCAAGUGACUGAUGCUGUUGAGCAAUUGGAGAAGACGGUAAAGAAUUACAUCGAACGAUUGACAUUCGUUGAAAUGGAAGUUAAUCCAAAUCAUUAUAAGCACAUCAUUGGAAAAGCUGGUGUAAAUAUUAAUCGAAUCAAAGAUGAGAUGGACGUUGUGAUUAAUAUUGAAGAGAAAGAUGGCACAAAUACAAUUCGUAUUGAAGGUUCGCCUGAAGGCGUUCAAAAAGCUCAAAUUGAGUUGCAAGAUAUGAUCCAGAAGCUUGAGAAUGAGAGGGAAAAAGAUGCAAUUAUUGAUCAUCGUUUGUUUCGAAGCAUCAUUGGAAGUAAAGGUGCACGCAUUCGUGAGAUUCGUGAGAAGUUUAAUCAAGUUGUCAUCACUUUCCCGAAUCUCAGUGAAAAAUCGGAUAUCGUAAAAAUUCGUGGACCGAAAAAUGAUGUUGAAAUGUGUCACAAACAUUUGAUGAAAAUGGUAAAAGAAUUACAAGAAUCGAGCUUCAUGUUGGAAGUUCCCAUCUUUAAACAAUUCCACAAGUUUAUCAUUGGAAAAGGCGGUGCAAAUAUUAAGAAGAUUCGUGACGAAACACAAACUGAAAUUGAUUUACCAGCUGAAGGUGAUAAGAACGAAGUCAUUGUCAUCACAGGAAAGAAAGAAAAUGUCAUGGAAGCACGUGAUCGCAUUCAAAAGAUUCAAAAUGAAUUGGCAAAUAUUGUAACAGAAGAGAUUCAAAUUCCACCGAAAUAUUACAAUUCAUUGAUUGGUGUUGGUGGAAAGUUAAUAAGUUCAAUAAUGGAAGAAUGUGGAGGUGUUUCCAUUAAAUUUCCAACAGCUGAAUCGAAGAGUGACAAAGUGACAAUUCGCGGACCGAAAGAUGAUGUUGAACGUGCUAAACAACAAUUAUUGGAACUCAGCAAUGAGAAACAAUUGUCAAGCUUCACAGCAGAAGUUCGAGCUAAUCCUAAACAUCAUCGCUUCUUGAUCGGUAAGAAAGGCGUUUCUAUAAAGAAGAUUCGCGAUUCUACAGGUGCACGCAUUAUCUUCCCUACAAGUGAAGACAAGGACAAAGAAGUCAUUACAAUAAUUGGCAAGAAAGAGAUUGUCGAAACAGCAAAAGCUCAACUUGAAGCCAUUAUUCGUGAGGUUAACAACAACACUGAAAGUGAAAUGAACGUUGAUCCCAAGCACCAUAAACAUUUCGUUGCAAAGCGUGGUGAAGUCAUCAAUCGUAUAAGUGAAGAAUGUGGGGGUGUCACAAUAUCUUUCCCUCGUUCAACUGAAAUUGAUUCGACACGUGUUACUUUGAAAGGACCAAAGGAAGGUAUCGAAGCCGCUAAACAAAGGAUCAUUGAAAUUGUUGGUGACUUAGAAUCAAUGGUGACAAUUGAAUGUGUCAUUCCUCAACGUCAUCAUCGCAGUGUCAUGGGCAAACGUGGUGCUAAAGUUCAAGGCAUCACUCAAGAAUUUGAUGUUCAAGUGAAGUUCCCAGAACGUAAAAAUCCAGCUGAAACAAAUGGAGGUGACCUGAUUAAUGGUGGUGAUACAUCUGGCGAUAUCAUCAAAAUUUAUGGUAAACUUGAGAACUGUGAAAAAGCAAAACAAGCUCUCAUCGAUUUGGUUCCAAUUACUGAAGAAAUUGAAGUUCCAUUUGACUUACAUCGUUCGAUUAUUGGAAAGCGAGGUGAUGAUGUACGUGAGUUGAUGAAUCGUUACGAUGUUCAUAUUGAAUUGUCACCACAAGAUCAGAAGUUGGACGUCAUUAAAGUAUCAGGUGCAGCACAAAAUGUUCGUGAUGCUAAAACCGCAAUUGCUGAACGUGUCAAAGCUUUGGAGAAAGAUCGCGAAGAUCGUGAAUUGAGAAGUUUUGAGUUGAAGAUUCAAGUUGAACCUGAUCUUCAUCCAAAAAUUAUUGGACGUCGUGGUGCUGUCAUUAAUAAGAUUCGAACAUCACAUGGCGUUCAAAUUUCUUUCCCACGUAAAGAAGAUGCUGGCGAUGAACAGAGCACAAUUCGUAUUCAAGGAUAUGAAGAAGCUGCAAAGGCUGCUCGUGAUGAGAUCUUGAAAAUUGUCGGCGACUAUAAUGAGAUGGUAAAAGAAGUUGUCUCCCUCGAUGCUAGAAUUCAUUCACGAGUCAUUGGUCAACGUGGACGUCAUGUUCGUCAAAUUAUGGAGGAUUAUCGUGUUGACAUAAAAUUUCCUCGUGAAGGCGAUGCUGACAUGAAUCAAGUAACAGUAAUGGGUAAAGAAGAAGAUGUUGAGGCAUGCAAAGACCACUUGUUGAAUUUGGAAGAAGAAUACAUGCAAGAUGUCAGCGAAGCACCUAAGCAAUCAUCAAAUGUUACUUAUGUAAAUCUCUUCGAAAACGCAAUGAAAAAUUCUCAAGGUGGUGGUAGUGGCAGCAACAAGAGUGGCUUUGUCGUUCAAGGUGCUCCAUGGGAAAAAGCUCCAAACAAAGAUUCGCAGAUUGACUUCCCUGACUUUGGUCUUAGUGGCGCAUCAUCAAAUGUCCAAGACACAACACCUUCAUUAGCUUCCGCAUGGAAUCCUAAUCGUUAGGUAAGUAAAGAAGUCUUCAAGAGAAAAAGUUUUCCUCAUAACCACACUCAACACACACACACACACACACACGCAAAUGAAUGCGUUUAAAGUAAAAUUUAUCACCAACAUCAAUCGACGGAAGACGAAAUUGUAGAAUAACAACAAGUUUAUGUUUCUUUUUUUUACAUUUCUGCCCUCUGUCAUCAAUUCAUUAUAUAAUUCAAAAUAUAAAAAAGAAGCAAAAGGAAAACAGAAAAAUCAUUUAAUUAUUUUGUUUUUGUGUGACAAAAGAGGAAAAAUCAAAUUUUUUUUAUUAAAGCUAUAUGUUAAAAUAAUCGAAAACAAAAAAUUAUUCUUAAGAAAAGUGAGAAAGAAGAAGGAAAGUUAAUUAUAAAUGCGCAUUAAAACGAAUUAAAAAAAAAGAAAAAAAAACUCUUAUUGGACUACGGGAUCGGAUCAUGAGACAAUUGAAAUAAUAAAAUGGAAUUAAAAGAAAAAAAAAUUAAAAUCUUAAAAACUUUCUUCAUAUUUUGGUUGACGUUGAAAGCGAAUCAAGAAUAUUAAUAAAAACAUUCCCGUUUGACGAGGUUUGUUCUUGACUCGCCAACGCACGUUCAAAAUAAAAUAUGAAAGUGUAAUAAAUUAACAGCUAAAGCUUUUAUAAUGUGGGAUAGAUUGGGAAUUGGGAAAAGAGUGCUACUGGCCCAUUGUAACGAAGUCGUCAAGUUAUACCCCGCUCGGUGAUCAUUACAAAAGGAAAUAUAUUUGAAUGAAAGAAGCUUGUCGUUGGAAAAAAAUAAAUAUUUAGCAAUAUGAAAUAAAAGGGGAGAAAUAACAUCAAUAUUUUUUAUUUAAAGUUAUUUAAUAAAGAAAAGAAAAAUUAGAAAAUUGAUUAUAGUUUCAUCUCGACGUUUUCUGUUUCGACAAGAAAAUAUCCCUUUUGUUGUUGGAUGACGAAAAGAAAUAACGAGAGAACAACUUAUUUACUUGAAAGCCUUUUUCUUCUUUAGUUAGUUUUAACAUUCAACAUUGGUUACACUUUUCAAUGUUUGUUGGUUUCUUAAAAUAUUUUUGAUUUGAUAAAAGAAUUAAACUAAUAUAUCUAUAUGAAUUGAUUAACAAUAAUUGAUAGGGAAGUUCAGAAAGCGCAACGAAGUUUUCGUCGACGAUAUAAAAAAAGAAACAAAUUGUUUAGCGGAUACAAGACAUAAGUAGUUUCGCAAUUAAUUAGAAGACUUUCUUUUUAAUUCCUUCUCUUGUUGUUCAAAUCUGAUAAAAGAAAAAAAGUGAGAAAAAUUAUAGAAAUAUAUAUAUACAUAUAUAUUUGAUAUGAAUGAAAAUUGAAGAAAAUUGUUUAGUAAUAAAAUGAUAAGAAAAUUGAAAACA
Molecule: messenger RNA, 5514 nt
Organism: Clunio marinus
Lineage: Eukaryota; Metazoa; Arthropoda; Insecta; Diptera; Chironomidae
Source: the annotation of a GenBank genome assembly